Messenger RNA from Lacerta agilis (Sand lizard), 2043 nucleotides. RefSeq names its product inositol-tetrakisphosphate 1-kinase (gene ITPK1). Lineage: Eukaryota; Metazoa; Chordata; Lepidosauria; Squamata; Lacertidae. The coding region runs from base 9 to 1229 and encodes 406 amino acids. Gene Ontology annotation, biological process: inositol trisphosphate metabolic process. The record is from RefSeq and is a predicted model, not a curated record. Gene Ontology annotation, cellular component: cytoplasm. The transcript has 10 exons. Gene Ontology annotation, molecular function: inositol-1,3,4-trisphosphate 5-kinase activity; inositol-1,3,4-trisphosphate 6-kinase activity; ATP binding.
AAGGGAAGAUGCAGACGUUUCUGAAAGGGAAAAGGGUUGGCUAUUGGCUGAGCGAGAAGAAAAUCAAGAAGCUGAAUUUCCAGGCGUUUGCAGAGCUUUGCAGGAAAAGAGGGAUAGAAGUCAUACAGCUUGACCUUACCAAACCGAUAGAAGAUCAGGGUCCAUUAGAUGUGAUCAUACACAAACUGACGGACGUCAUCAUUGAAGCUGACCAAAAUGACAGCCAAUCUCUGGAGCUGGUUCACAGGUUUCAGGAGUAUAUUGAUGCUCACCCUGAAACCAUAAUUUUGGACCCCCUUCCUGCUAUCAGGACCCUGCUGGACAGAUCAAAGUCUUAUGAGCUUAUUAGGCAAAUAGAGACCUACAUGCAAGAUGAAAGGAUCUGUUCUCCACCAUUUAUGGAGUUGACAAGUGCUUGUGGAGGUGACACGUUGCAGCAAAUAGAGAAGAAUGGAAUUGCAUUCCCAUUCAUCUGUAAGACAAGAGUGGCCCAUGGAACCAACUCACAUGAGAUGGCCAUCAUAUUCAACCAGGAAGGCCUGAAAGCUAUCCAGCCUCCGUGUGUGAUCCAAAGCUUCAUCAACCACAACGCCGUCCUAUACAAAGUCUUUGUGGUUGGAGAGUCAUACACUGUGGUGAAGAGACCGUCUGUGAAGAACUUCUCAGCAGGCAUUUCAGAUAGAGAAUCGAUAUUUUUCAACAGCCACAACGUAUCAAAGCCAGAAUCCUCUUCAGUCCUAACAGCACUAGAUAAAAUAGAAGGUGUGUUUGAGAGGCCAAAUGAUGAUGUCAUUCGGGGAAUCUCGAAGACACUGAGGCAAGCCCUGGGUGUUUCUCUCUUUGGGAUUGACAUCAUCAUUAACAACCAGACUGGUCAGCAUGCUGUCAUCGAUAUAAAUGCAUUCCCAGGUUAUGAGGGUGUCUCGGAGUUCUUCACAGACCUCCUGAAUCACAUAGCUACCGUCCUGCAGGGGCAAUCUCCAGAGGUGUCACAGCUAAGUCGCAGCAAGCACCUGAUGGAGCAGAGCAACAGCCUAGCGGGAGAGCGGACAUGCUGUGCUAGCACGGGCUGCCGGAGCAUGGCGGGCAAAGACUCCUGGAUUGUGGAGAGCGAGACCAACAGCUCCGUGAAGCUUCAGCACCAGAGACUAAGCUGCAACUCUGCAGUGUCUCCUAGCUUCCAGCAACACUGCGUUGCUACAAUGGCAACGAAAGCUUCCUCUCAAUAACCCAAUCAGUGCCAUGGACUAAGAAAAAACUCUAUAGGCCCCAGGAUUAGAGCAGGAUGGUUGGUAAUGCAACUACGAAAUGAAACAAAUCUCUCUCGGUUUGGCGUGAUUUUGAAAAUGAAAAGCAAAAUUAGUGAUCUGGGUCCACUUCAUCAGAUUCCUAUUGUAGAUUUGUAGUGAGUUUACACAUAUGUGUGUGUGUGUGUGUGUGUGUGUGUGUGUGUCUUAAACACUAGAUCUUAAUGUUGGAGGGUGGGGUCUCUGUCCCCCCACUCCUUUCCUCUUUGUGAUUAUUAAUGACCAGAAUUUCAAGGUUGAACUUCACAGAAUUGAUAAGGAUUGUAUUUGAAAAUUUGCACAUGCCAGUUCUUCUUCGUGACUCCUUCCCAGACCAGUUCAAAGAGUUAAGCACGAAUGUCCAUGGGUGCUCUUAAAUGAUUCAGGACUAGGGCACAACCUGCAUGCCCAGAAUUAGUUUUGGUUUGGUGGACGCUAAUGUUAGGGCCAGUUGCAAAAUGUUCCCCCUUCUCUCAUAAGAAAAUUAUGUACUUUUGGCAAAUGUGAACAGUCUGUAUUCCCGGUACAUUUCUUACUGGCGUAGGUUGAUGCAACAUUGCCAUUUGUUCCUUUGGCGUAUAUGACUGUUGCUGUAUUUGGCACAGGAGUAAUCUGGGACAAUCCUUUUCAACCAGGCCUUUUAAAAUCUUCCUGCUGCUUUGCUGAUCCUAAGACUGCAAAGGGUCAACUAGUUUUGUGACCACUACUCCCCAUGAUUCAUUUUGCUCAACAGGCAGAACUUUGUACAAAAAAAAAA